Molecule: messenger RNA, 1173 nt
Organism: Ichthyophthirius multifiliis
Lineage: Eukaryota; Ciliophora; Oligohymenophorea; Hymenostomatida
Product: TBC1 domain protein
Exons: 2
Biological process (GO): intracellular protein transport; activation of GTPase activity
Molecular function (GO): GTPase activator activity
Source: RefSeq, a predicted model, not a curated record
AUGAAAACAUUUUAUUCUCUCGAUUACCUAUAUAACCAAUUAAAUAACCCCCUAAUCCCAAUUCCUUAAAAAGACCACGAAAAAUCUUUAAAGUUAUUAAAGAUUCUCGACCAAGAACAAAUAAACAUUCAAAAAUUAAAAUCAAAAUCAAAAAAAGGUAUUCCUAAUACAAUAAAAGGUUUACGUCCAUUAAUAUGGAAAAUAUUAUUAAAUUAUUUACCAAAAUAACGUUAAAAAUGGGUCUAAACAUUAUAAAACAGUUAAUAAAGUUACAUAUAAUUUUUAUAAGAUUUUUUGAAAAAAAUAAAUAAACCCGAAGAAAAUAAAAACAUAACUGACCAUCAUCCAUUAAAUACCCAAGAAAAUAAUAUAUGGACAUAAUAUUUUCAAGAUCAUGAGAUUUUUAGUUAAAUAGAAAAAGAUACAGAAAGAACUCGAUAAGAAAUCGAGUUUUUUACAAAACUAACUAUGAGAGAUGAUAAUAUAUACUAGAUUCCAUUCCAGACAUAAAUUAGACUUGAAAAAAUAAAAAAGUAAUAAACUUUAGAAGAAAGACAUUGUGAUGUAUUAAGUAGAAUUCUUUUCAUUUAUGCUAAAUUGAAUAAUGCUGUUUUGUAUGUUUAGGGUAUGAAUGAAAUUUUAGCGCCUUUAUAUUAUGUUAUGUAGGCUGAAAGAGAAUUUGAUUUAAAUUUUUUACAUUUAUAUAUAUAAGAUGAACUCUUUUAAACUGAGUGUGGGGCUUUCUAUAUAUUUACACAUCUAAUGAGCUUCAUUAAAGAUCGUUUUAUAAGAGAACUUGAUGAUUAUUAAUAAGGAAUAAGAAGUAAGUGUUUCGAGUUUAGAUCUUUUUUGCACAAAAACGACUCUCAAUUAGCUGCGCAUUUCGAUAAAAUGGAUGUUGAUCCUCAUUUCUAUGCUUUAAGGUGGAUUCUGUUACUUUUUACAUAAGAGUUUUCAAUUGAUAAAGUCAUAUAGCUUUGGGAUUGUCUUUUUUCAUAAGACAAUAUGAUAAAAUAUAUAUAUUAUAUUGGACUAGCUAUUUUAAAAAUAAAAAGAAAAUAACUUAUGUCUAAUGAUUUUGCUGUUAUUAUGGUUUGUCUAUAAUAAAUAAGUCAUUUAAAUAUUAAUUAAAUUAUACAAGAAGCGAAUUUUAUUUAAAAUUAGUUUUAAUGA